Messenger RNA from Macrosteles quadrilineatus (aster leafhopper), 1214 nucleotides. RefSeq lists its product as uncharacterized. Lineage: Eukaryota; Metazoa; Arthropoda; Insecta; Hemiptera; Cicadellidae. Gene Ontology annotation, molecular function: metalloendopeptidase activity. The transcript is spliced from 6 exons. The record is from RefSeq and is a predicted model, not a curated record. The coding region runs from base 9 to 1052 and encodes 347 amino acids. Gene Ontology annotation, biological process: proteolysis.
CUGUUUGAAUGUUGAAUACAAUGGAAGUUCUACUCACCAUACUAUUGGUUUAUUUUAUGACCUUGGGCUUUACACUUGGUGAAGAUAAAACAGAGGCUCAAGACGUUGAGGACAUACUGGCUGUAGACAGUCAACCCGCCCAUGGCGUACCCCCAGGCCCACAUUUUGACAAACACGUAUGCUGCUAUGACCAAUAUUUUACUGAACGGAAAAUGCAAUAUAAUGAAUCGUUGUUUAGAAACAGUGAGUUCUACAAAACUGCUUUUUGGCCAGAUGGAAUAAUUUGGUAUGACAUGGAUCCUCACAUGGACCCACGUCUCAGAACCCAAGUAUCUCGUGGGAUCGAGUACUUCAACAACAACUUGGGCAACCACAAAUGUAUAAGGUGGGAGCAGAGACUACCGGACGGCACACAUGACCACAUACACCACUGGGUAACCUUCGUACAGACCAACUUUGAUGUAAAGUAUCUCUAUGCGAACCUUGGCUACGACUUUGAAAAAGUCAACAACACACACGUUUACCUCAGCUACAAAUAUAUGAUUAACAAUCUUUCUUCCGUGGGAGAUAAGUGGUUUUUGUCAAGAGUUCUGCAUGUGAUGAUGAACGUUAUGGGCUUCAACCAUGAGUUUGUCAGGAGAGAUCGAGACUGCUCAGUGUUUGUGUCUGAUUACAUCAUACAUGGAGAACCGCAUAUUUAUCAAGUUCGUACAGAAGAUUACUUUUAUUCUACAGGGUUUCCCUACGACCUUGAAAGUGUAUUGCAUUAUCCAAUAAUACCCAAGGACUUCUACCCACAUGAUACAAAAAUUAAAACGCUGGGAAGGAAUGAUGGAGGGAUUUCCACGACGGAUUGGGAAAAAAUUCGGUAUGUCUACUGCAAGAAAGACGUCCCUUUUUGUUCCAAAUUUAAUCAUAAAUGUGACGACAUAUACAACUCAUACCUGACCAAUCCAAACUGCUUCAAAGAAGGGCCAAACUAUGGGAGAAAACGUCUUACAUGUCGGUGGAUACCAAAGAAGGAAUGCCAACUUAAAUUUGAUUUUAAUUAAACUGCCUUUACUUAUUCAAAUUCCACCCUCAUAAUUUUAUUUUGUAUACUUGUAAUCUUCUGUUUGGGGAGCUGGUCAUGGUAAGUAGUAGGAUUGUGGUUUCUCUUUGUGAGACAAUGGGGUUUCUAUAUAAUAGAAAUAUAGUAUUGUGUGUACAUUGCA